Molecule: messenger RNA, 254 nt
Organism: Ambispora leptoticha
Lineage: Eukaryota; Fungi; Glomeromycota; Glomeromycetes; Archaeosporales; Ambisporaceae
Source: the annotation of a GenBank genome assembly
UCACAGCAACUAUUAGCAACGAAUCUGGCUUCUACAUUUUUCAAUCGCAACUACAGCAACUAUUAGCAAAUGAAUCUGGCUUCAGUGCUUGCCAAUUACAACAACCAUCACAAGCACCAACCACUGAAUCUGGAAUAAUAUUUAAUUUUACGGAACAUAAGAUUGCACCAUUAUGUAAAAGGAAAGGAAUUAAAGAUAAAGAAUCUGAACUUCCAAAUCUUGCUACCAGAAAUAAUAUCUUAUUCUAUGAAUAA